CAGUUUAAAUCGUCCUAUUCGGUUAGAACGCGAGUGGCAGCAAGUCCGUGGUUGCGUAUCGACGGCACAAUCGUAAAAACCAAAUACUAAUUGUUUCUUAGUUUUCCAUGUCUAAUGAUAAACAUGGAAAAAGUAAUUGUGUUGUUAGCCUUCGUAGCGGUCGUGUGUGGUGUCCAAUAUGACGGACUUAGAGCAAAAUUCGGUUGGACGGAUGCCCUGGCUGAUAUGGAGUACUUUUUCAAAAUUCCUCGCACCAUCAGUGAUGUGGAAGCCGAAGGGUGGCUGCGGACUGAGCGGCCGAAGGGUCCACUACCAGAGCUGAGGAUGUACUGUCCUCCAGGAAGAGGGCUUUGUUCCCUCUAUGAUACUGCUGGCUUUGUCGCCGGAAUUAUGCUUGCUUUUCCAGCUGAUGGACUAGAGACUGCACUGCCUCCAGAGAAGAACCUCGUGAAAUGGUCAGCUCCGGCGGUGGAAGGCGAGCCGGCAGGAGAAUACUGGACUGCUACACAGUUCUUUGUGUCUGAAGAAUCUCUGAAGGCUGGUGCUGGUCCGCAAGUAGAGAAUGGAGCGACAUUGCAAGACGGUGGCGUAUGGGUUGUGGGACACGACUCACGUCUGAUGCGUAUACCUAGCACAGAAGCAGAGCUGAACAGCACCACCUUCAAAAAGCAAAAUUGUAUUCCUAAUAUGGGAACACAUUACUAUUACAAUAUGACCCGUGACCUUAAAUGCGACGAUUACUUCCCAUGGUUUGCGAUGACCACACAGGGUGAUAUGGUCGGCACUGGCUUCCAGAUGGUGGGCAAAAUGACCAAGCCCAAAAAGGCAAGGAAUUGGUUUGAUGAUUUACCGAACCCCAAACAAGGCAUGUCGAUAGGGCUACCUCAUGCUCCUGACUGCCUCCUCGAAAGCGUAGAGAAGUACGGAGUCAUCUCAAUACAUAUUUACUUCGUCGAUGAACCCUGGAAGAUUAAGUGCCAGGUUGGAGACUCGAUCAAGGCGGUACCAGCGUUAGACCGCAUUCUCCUCAACGGCUACAAAUACGCCAACAAAAUAUCUGAUGAAGUAGUAAAACUAUUCAGCGGUUAAACUAGUCCCAAUUGUCUCAAAAUAUAUUAAUUUAGUUUAUUAAGUUAAAGAGAAACUUAACUAAAAUCAUGGUUUACUCACGUAAAUAAAAAAAAACUACUAGUUUCGAGUCACAGAGGGACUCUUCAUCAUGAGCAGCGUGCGCAGACCCAGCGACGUCGCGCAGCCUCCAACGCUCCAUUCACUUACGUGAGCAAACCGUCAUUUUUAGUUAAUUUAGAAUGUGUCACGAUAGUUGUUAAAGAGGAUUUUUUUUUCUGAAAUGUAUUUAGGUAUUACUGCUAUUAACUUCCCAUCUACGGUUUUAUCUGAAGCCAGCAAAAGUAGGAUCUUUGUUCAAUGUUCCUGAUGUGUGGUUGAUAAUAUAUUAUGUAGGAUCGUUUCCCAUCUUUUUCUGUUAACUAUUAAUUUAUUAUAACAAGACCUCUCGCCAAAUCCAAGUUUUAGUUCUUUACCUCAUCUAGUUGAUAUAGGACUUAAAGUUAUUAACUUACUUUUCCAAUGUAUCAUCUACAUCCUCUGCCUCAAUCAGUUAAGAGUGUGCCACUCUAUUGAUAGAAUUUGACAUAAUCCCCACACACAAAAUAAGACUUAUUCUAAGAUGAACAUGUGUGUCCUAUUAUCUACAUAUGUGAUGUUGAAUAAAAAUGCAAUGCAAUUUGGUUGCCAUGACAUAGUUUAAUAAUAUAAUUUUAAUAAAUAAUUUACACAUA
Molecule: messenger RNA, 1802 nt
Organism: Spodoptera frugiperda (fall armyworm)
Lineage: Eukaryota; Metazoa; Arthropoda; Insecta; Lepidoptera; Noctuidae
Exons: 8
Coding region: 115-1089 (324 amino acids)
Source: RefSeq, a predicted model, not a curated record